AUGUCGUUGUGCCACACCGCCUCUCGCUGGCGCAGUGUGCAGUGCACAGGGGAGAUCCCACCGGGACGCAUAGGGCACACCUUGUGCGCCAACAGCGCGGAGACCAAGGUGUUUCUCUACGGCGGUGUCAACGACAGGAAUGAGAGCAUUUCAAACUACCUGGAUGACCUCUACGUGUUUGACGUGAAUAAGAAGCGCUGGUCCAAGAUUGAGAUGACGGGGCAGGUGCAGUGCUCCAGGGCGUUUCACUCCGCUGUGUACUAUGAUGGGAAAAUAUACAUCUUUGGUGGAUGCAAUGGCCGUGGAAGGUUCAAUAAGUUGUUUUCCACCACUGAGGAAGGCAACUGUACGCAGAUUUUGGCAAACGGCCAGCCACCAUCUACCAGGUAUUGCCAUAGCGCCGUGUUGUUUGAGAAGUGCAUGUACAUAUUUGCCGGCAAAUGCGGUGGCCGGAACAGCAACAGACGCCUGUCCGAUCUUUACCUUUUCGAUUUCAGAAAGAAUGCAUGGAUGGAGUGCCCGCAGCAUGGAGACCCGCCCACGCCACGCUCAGCCCAUGCCGCCUUCACAUGUGGGCGCAACAUGAUUAUGUUCGGCGGGCGCAGCGCCCGAGGAGAAUGCUGUGAGGACAUGUACAUGUACAACUACGACACGUGCAUGUGGCGCCAGAUUGAGUCCCCCAACAGCGCCUCUUUCUUUGGUAGGGCGCGGAACAGUGUCGUAGUGCACCACGGCAGGGUUGUUGUCUUUGGUGGGUGGAACGGGAAAAAGAAGCUGAACGACCUCUUUACUUACCACGUGGACGCUAACACUUUUGAGGUGAUGCAUGAGCCGGACGAAAACUGCCCGUCCAGAAGGGAAUGCCACGUCGCCGUUGUAUGCAAGAACACAAUGGUGGUAUUUGGAGGCCGGUUUCGCGGGGAGUUUAUGAGCGACACGGCCGAGCUAGACCUCGGUCCUAAGACGCUGAAGCAGACCUGCCGCGACUGGAUCCUACGGAGUAGUUUCAAGGAGUUGCACCAGGACUCCGGGGAAAGGGUUCUUCCGCUGCGGCUGCAACAAUUUAUUGAGAGCUGGAGGCAGCUGAUAUGCAGGGCGGAGAAGGCCGAGCCACGGACGCCGUUGCAGGAUAGUGUUCCCAAUGAUGCACUCUCGUCGGAUGGCAACUCCCAGCACGGGUAA
This is a messenger RNA of Trypanosoma rangeli, 1182 nucleotides long. RefSeq names its product kelch-containing protein. The transcript has a single exon. Gene Ontology annotation, molecular function: protein binding. NCBI's taxonomy places the organism in Eukaryota, Euglenozoa, Kinetoplastea, Trypanosomatida, Trypanosomatidae. The coding region runs from base 1 to 1182 and encodes 393 amino acids. The record is from RefSeq and is a predicted model, not a curated record.